Messenger RNA from Carcharodon carcharias (great white shark), 5670 nucleotides. RefSeq names its product TRAF3-interacting JNK-activating modulator. The transcript has 15 exons. The record is from RefSeq and is a predicted model, not a curated record. NCBI's taxonomy places the organism in Eukaryota, Metazoa, Chordata, Chondrichthyes, Lamniformes, Lamnidae. The coding region runs from base 1749 to 3389 and encodes 546 amino acids.
UAAGUGCUUUGAUAUUCUCACUCAAGUUAAGAGAACAGAAGGAAACAUGCCUGACAGUUUAUUUUCUAUGUUAUUGCAUUUAUAAAUAAUUGCAUUUUUAUGAAAAAUCAGGAUGAUAGACAAACAAUGAGCUGCAACACCUUACCAGAAAAGCUAACAGAUCAUCUGAAUUGCAGUUAUAAUUCAGUUCCCUUUAAUAGAAGAUGACAUCAGACAUAAUUGGCACCCUUUUUUAAAAAGUUUUUUUUAAACUAAUUUCACAAGAAGUCGUGCAUUUUAUGAUGUGAAACCAGAUCAGCCCCUUGAGGCUGCGAACAAAAAUAAAAUAUAUCAGUGUUUGGCAGGAACAAUUUGCAUUUUGAUGUUGUAUAAUGCAACCUAUAAUCAGCAAACGUUUGGGGGUCUGGAAGAAAAUAGGACCACAGUGUUUUUUUUAUUUCUGGGUGUGUUUAAAAUAUUCUCUCUCACAAAUUCUUUCCCCCACUCCCAAAAACUGAUAAACAUCUGCCAGAGCUACGAGCCUAAAAUGCACCAUAUCCUGUGUGAUUGGGUUAUCUUAGUCAAUGUGCAGUUGAGAUACAGCCUGUCAGCAAGCAGGCAGAGUUAAAGAAAGAACUAGAAAGAAGGAGCAGAACACAUCACAGGAACAAAGUUGGACUUUACAUAGUGUGAACAGGCAAACACAGGCUCUUACAAUACAACAAAUACUCAGCAUGAUGCAGAGGUGUUUGUCAGGUGUACCAGCAAACAAGACAACCGCUCAUUGAACAGUUAACAGAGUGACCUAACUGACAUAAUGGUAAAGAAACCACACGUCCUCAGUUGAGUGUGACGGACAGGGACAGGAAGAAGGUUAGAAGCGUGGUGGUUUAUUCAAAAAAAAAUUUAUUUCCUGUUUUAAAAUUACAAAGAAGCAUGAGCACAGUGGAAGCAAAACGACCUGGCUUAUAAGCACCGAACUUGAUCCACGGCUCAAAUUAGCCAUAAGCGUCACUCUCAGAGGAACUUUGCUGCCUUUAUGAAGAGAUGAUUGAUAAUGCUGAAGAAUUUUGCUGGAAUUGGAGGUUAUUGGGAUCAAGAUGAGAAACUGAAGCACCUGCAGACUUCUAGACAGUAAACAGGGCCCAAGGACUAACGUUUUCUCUGACUGUUUGUGCUGCCUAUGUGUCUCUCUCAGUCUCUGGCUUAGUAAGUUCAGAUCUAUUUUAUCUCUAGAUAACGAACAAAUGUAGAAUGUGCACAGUGAAGCCUGGUUAACCUUCUACUUGCUUACCUACAUCUCUAAGAGAGCAACAAUCUGUCAGUCUGACAAGAAAGACAAAGAAAGGCUAGCUUGGAAUCAUAAACAGUGGAUAAAUGAAUCGUGCUUUGCUCAUCAAGAAUGCAGUAAACUAUGCAAGUGGAGAAAGAAAGUAACAGUUCCAAAGUGAUCACAUUGUCCUGAAUGCAGUUAUUUUACAUAUAUAUUUGUCUGCUAUAAAACAGUUCCUAUACAGAAUAUUUAUUACUCUUGGUCUUGGAUAUAGCUAGCCUCUGGAGCUAAUUUUGGAGUCCAAGUAAACUGACAUAUUCUCUCUAGUUUUACAAUCAUUGUUGUAUUUUGCAAACAUCAGAACUAAAUUAAAUUGUAACUGACUUCAGAAGAUUUUGUUAAAACUGUAUCGUGUUUUUGGCACAUCUGUCAAUUACUGGGGUACAAGCAGGUUAAACGUUUUGGUCCCACAAGUAUCCUGCAAGUAUCACAAGAAAUGAGCAUUGAUAUAAUGUGCUUCAGAAUGAUGGGUAGCAGCCCAAAGCGAGGCCUGAGCCCAGGGGGACCUGACUUGACCAAGAAGAGGAGACUCUUUGCUGAAAGUUAUGAUGAGAAACUCGAGCGGAGACAUGAAAACCAUCUGAAUCUCAUUGGUCGAAAUAACAUCACAACCUGCCGCAGCUCGCCAAGGGAGCGGAAUGUGGAGCAGAACUCAAGACAAGUGCAGUUUCUGAAACGAAGGAAUAUAACAAUAGACGAGGAAGAGAUUAAACAAAAGCCUUCCAAAGUAACACGUCACAGAGUGGAAAGGACUGCAGCAACUGCCACUUCUGCUACACCCGCUACCACAACCCCGGAAGUGAGUUUGAAGCCACCACAACAGAAUUUAACUGCAGUCAGCCAGAUGUCUCCACGGUUCAUGUUGUGCAGCAAUGGCACCCCAUUAGCUAAUGAACAUACUCACUGGGGAGCAAAGGAUUCAAAUUUCAGUUUCCACAUCAAUGCGCCACUCCAAUAUGACACAGCCAUCAAGAAGGUUUCUAAAAGGAAUAAAGCCACACAGGUGCCUUCAGACACUCCUGGUGAAAUCGGUGAACUCAUGAAGAAGGAAGCAAGCCAACAAACAGAAUGCGGUGUUGCUGUUCUCGAUGAGGAGAUCCAGCAGCUCUCAGAAUAUCUAAAGGAAGCUCUGCAUCGUGAGCUGAUGCUAAAAAAGAAGCUCGGUCUUCUACAACAGCUACUUGCAACAGUCUUGCAGCUGACAGAGAAAUCAUGGAAGGUGCAAUUGGAUGAUGACUCAAUGCGUUGUAAACUGCAGUCACUUGAGAAUCAGUUACACAUCUGGGCACAGAAUCACUCGCGAGACAGUAUGAAGGAAAGCAUGAUUGAAAUGCAGGAGCAAAAACUCAAGUAUGAGCUUGUUGCUAAGGAGUCGCUCCAGAGAGCAAUCAGGGAGAAAACAGCCACUGAACAAACUUUGGCCAAUGUACAGAGAUCACUGAGUUUAGCAGAACAGGAGUCUGCUCACUGGAAAGAGAAAAGUGAUAGAGUGCAGGCAGAUUGUGCUGAACUGACCAUCAGACACUUGGAGACCACAGAUCAAUUACACAUAACCCAGAGCAAACUGCAGAGAGCAGAAAAAGACAACAUGUUGCUCAGAAAUUUACAGACGAAAUUGGAAGUUGUAGAAAGUGAGACACAGAAACUCUUGGAUCAAAUUGAUGUAUUAAGAGAAGAAAAUGAACUCCAUCAAGAGCAGCUUCUAACAAGCAAAGAAAAACUACAAAAAAUGGAAGAGCAGAAACAGAAAAUGGCAUCUACAAUCAGUAGACUACAGGACAUGGUACAGAAGAAAACCAUCCAGACAACAACACAAGAAAAAGCAAUGCAACAGAAUGACUUGUUCAGUGCCAGGAGGGAGCACCAUCAUCAGGCACUUCAGCUGAAGGUCAGCGAGCUGAGCGACCAAUUGGAAAGGCAGUUGGCCCUGCUUCACGCCAAAGAGCAGGAGUGUAGUGAACUUCAGUCAAAGCUCACACUUGUGCAAAAUGAGCAUCGUGCCUGUUUGAAAGAACUGCAGAAUCAUCAGGAUGCGUUAAAGAGGUUUCAGAAGAAACCUGCCCAGGUGAGAUUCUGAAAUCAUCUCAUCUGCAGUCACAAGGCAAGAGGCGAUGCUGUCGAUGUGUGGCCUUCCUCUUUCUGGCUGCAGCGGUAGCAGGGUUUGCUGUGCUUUGGGCAAAUAUAUACAGUAUCCCUUUCUAAGAAGUUGGAGUAAAGCACACUUUGUCACCAGCAUAAACUUGCUUUAGCCUUUGAACACCAAAUGUCCUUUAAAAUAAAACGUUUAUCUUUCAAGAUUUUCAAAACUAAUUUACAGGACAUGAUGAAUGUUAUCAAAUAUAAUUGGAUAGAUGCUUAAGCUCACAGAACACAGGCUUGCUGCUUGCCCUUGUCAAGCUGACUGAGAUCAGUAACUUAUCGUGUGUGGAAUUCUGACUGCUUACCUAUGUGACAUAUUUCAGUUGUCAAAUGGUAGCCCAUAGGGUCACCACUUCUUCAGUUAGAGAAGGCAAAAUCAAUAAGAGAUUUUUUAUCUCAGAUUUGCGUUCAUGAUUACAAAGCAGUAUCAGCACAGGUUAUGCAGUGGUUUUCCUAAAUGGCCUUUAAACUGCAACCCCCCCCCACCCCCAACCCUCCAUUUACCUCAUCAUAUUUUAUUGUAUGUGGAGAGAAUUGGCCAUCCAUGGUCAAUGCCUACCUCAAUGAAAAAUUUUAACCCUUGAAAAUGUUAACCUCCUGCUUAAACUAGAGUUUCAAAAUGAAAAUUUGAUAAAGGUGUUGUGAACAGCAGUGGAAAGCUGUUUAAAUACAGGAGCCCCCAUUAGUGAAAGGUCAGGGAUUUUGCAGUGAAUUGGGGCUAACCAAAUUUCUCAAGUGUAAUCAGUCAAACUCAGGACUGUGUAACUAUUUACUGCUGAACUGUUAAGAAUCAACAAAAAUAGUGUCACUGUUUUGUGAGAGAAUUGUGGGCCUAACUGAGGAAAAUACAGCAUAAUUAUGUGUUGUGGAAAAAUCUGUGAAUCAACAUUUUGAAUGCAAAACUCAGUUACGCUGGAGUAUCAAGUAACAAAGGUUAGAUGUGUUAUUACUGUUUGCAAAAAGAUUUUGUUCUUUACAAAAUAAUUAUGGUGAUUAAUGGAAGUAAUGUAAUGAUUAACUGAACCAAUCCCUGUACAGGUCCACUGUUCAUGAGCUGCAUUUUUCUCUCCAGUGUGUGCAAAUGUUUACAUUUAAAAUAACAACUCAAAGUAUUUAGUCAAGCUGUGACACACCUUUUUUAAUGCAGGUACAGCACAAAACUUAAGUGUUUUAGCACUUUACAUUGAUUAUCAUGUGAGACUUGCCAAAAGGUAAUCAUAAAAUAAAUAUCACCAUAGUCAAGUAAUAAUUCACAGCCACAGCUCUUAUUUGUUUUAUCACAGUUUUUGAAGUCGACAUAGUGAAUUAGCCCACUUGACAGCAGUAGAGUGAAAUGGCUUUGGUGUUUUUUGCUUUUAUUUAGUAUGUAGAGUUCCAAUACAUCUUAUGUCACUUCAGAAGACAGAAAAUACUAGCCAUGGCAAACAUUUUUCAUAAAAGGGUAAUUUAUUAAAUAGGUUUAUUCUGAGGAGUUAUUUAAAGAUGCUAGCAUCUUUAGAACUCCAACAGUUCACAAGGAGUUCAUCAAAAACAUCGUGCAGGCAAGUCCCUUUUCAUCCUACUAACAGAAAUCUGAGAUGAUGUAUUUCACAGAAGGAAACAAGCAGCUUUACCCCUCAACGAAAACUGAAUAUUAUGUUCAUUAGAAUUACCCCCCCCACAAUCCUCUGCACCCCAUGUGACAUGGCAAGUUGAACUAAAGUUUACAGUUCUGUAAUAUUUAAACUCAGAACUCCACUUUAGUCUAAAUGCAACUUUCUUUUAGAUAAUUUUCUGCAGCUCACUCUGAGAUUACAGGAUAAAUGCUUUGUUUACAAAACGCGAUGGUCCAACUGAUGAGCAAUUCUUGCAGACUAUUAACCUGUAGUGCUCUGGUGCCACACAAACUUCACGUUUGUUCCUUUCAAAGGCAGUGAACCAGAUUUCUUGUCUAUCAGUUGUUCUCAUUUCUGAGUAAACAUACAAACAUAAGACGGUGCCACUUUUAAACUACUAUUUAGGCCAAGGAAAGAUGAGAGAAACCAUGGACAAUAGAUUCCAUUUCGACAAUCCACUUGACAAUGUAUGUGCUUAAAAACUCAUGUUAAUUCAUUGUUAAGAUAUAAAGGGGCUUGAAAAAUGUAUUCAUGUGGAGUAUUACUUACUGGCAUCAAAAAUGGCAGCUGAAAAUGCAGUAUUUUUCUUUGUAUAUUGUCAAUAAAAUUAAUAUUUCAAGAUGA